This is a messenger RNA of Dichomitus squalens LYAD-421 SS1, 811 nucleotides long. RefSeq names its product Mob1/phocein. The transcript is spliced from 9 exons. NCBI's taxonomy places the organism in Eukaryota, Fungi, Basidiomycota, Agaricomycetes, Polyporales, Polyporaceae. The coding region runs from base 74 to 730 and encodes 218 amino acids. Gene Ontology annotation, biological process: positive regulation of protein phosphorylation; cell division; signal transduction. Gene Ontology annotation, molecular function: protein kinase activator activity. The record is from RefSeq and is a predicted model, not a curated record. Gene Ontology annotation, cellular component: nucleus; cytoplasm.
UGAGCCUUCACCGUCCGUCCCCAUUCGUGGCGACCACAAACCUUGUGCUAUCCGCUCUCCUGAUCUGCCUGCGAUGUCUGCUUUCUUUGGCCUUGGCAAGACGCGCACCUUCAAGCCCCGGAAGGAUGUACCGGAGGGGACGAAGCAGUACCAGCUGCGCAAGUACGCGGAGGCGACGCUGGGCUCGGGGAACCUCCGCCUCGCAGUGCGUCUGCCUGAAGGGGAGGACUUGAACGAAUGGCUCGCGGUACACGCGGUGGACUUCUUCAACCAUCUGAAUAUGCUCUACGGCACGGUAACCGAGUUCUGCACGCCACAGGAGUGCCCGAUCAUGUCUGCGGGACCAAGGUACGAGUACCUGUGGGAGGAUGGCGUCCGGUACAAGAAGGCGACGAAGCUCCCGGCGCCAGAGUAUGUCGACGCCUUGAUGAACUGGGCGCAGGGGCUGCUCGACAAUGAGGAGCUGUUCCCAAGCGAGAUGGGGAAACCGUUCCCCAAGAACUUCCGGGACACCAUAGGACGACUGUUCCGGAGACUGUUCCGAGUGUACGCACACCUCUACAGCAACCAUUUCGAUCACAUAUGCGCACUUGGAAUCGAAGCACAUCUGAACACGAGCUACCGACACUUCUUCUUAUUCGUCAACGAGUUCGAUCUGGUGGACAAACGGGAGCUUGCGCCUCUGGACGAACUGAACGAGGCUAUUCUGGCGGAGGACAAGGGCCGGUAGGACGUGUUGGAAAGUGGGCGAUAGGGGUCGUUUGCCGUUUAGUGACAUGAAUGUACAGUAGAGCGCGCGAUAUUGCAGAUA